AUGGCGUUCUAAAAGCCAAGGUUUGUUUUCCACCGUGCAAAGUAUGUUUAAGUGCAUUAACCGAACGGCCCAGUUUAUGAGACAUCUUCAGUCAGCAGACAGCAGUUUCGAUCGUAACCAAUUUAGGCUGGUGUCGUCCUUCCCACUCAGAAUGACCGACUCGGCUGUGAACAGGGUGGUUAGUGACAUAAUUCGCUCACCCGAGGACAAACGGGUUUACAGGGGCCUGGAGUUUACCAAUGGCCUGAAGGCGAUGCUCAUCAGUGACCCAACAACAGAUAAGUCCUCUGCUGCUUUGGAUGUCCACAUAGGUUCACUAUCCGACCCUGCAAACAUCUCAGGCCUGGCCCACUUUUGUGAGCACAUGCUGUUCCUGGGAACACAGAAGUACCCUAAGGAGAACGAAUACAGUCAAUUCCUCAGUGAACACGCAGGCAGCUCCAAUGCCUUCACCAGCGGAGAGCAUACCAACUAUUACUUCGACGUGUCCCAUGAGCACUUGCAAGGAGCACUAGAUAGAUUUGCCCAGUUCUUCCUGUGCCCACUGUUUGAUGAGAGCUGCAAAGACCGGGAGGUGAAUGCUGUGGACUCUGAGCACGAGAAGAACUUGAUGAAUGAUGCCUGGAGGCUGUUUCAGUUGGAGAAGGCCACUGGCAACCCAAACCACCCCUUCAGUAAAUUUGGAACAGGUAACAAAUUGACACUUGAGACCAGACCAUCUAAAGACGGGAUUGACAUCCGUCAGGAGCUCCUGAAAUUUCACUCUACAUAUUACUCCUCUAACCUCAUGGGACUGUGUGUGUUAGGAAGAGAGUCACUGGAUGAGUUGACGUCCAUGGUGGUGAAGCUAUUUGGAGAGGUGGAAAACAAGAAUGUGCCUAUUCCAGAAUUCCCCGAGCACCCCUUCCAGGAGGAGCACCUAAGGCAAUUCUACAAAGUGGUUCCUAUCAAAGACAUUCGGAACCUAUAUGUGACUUUCCCCAUCCCAGAUCUACAGAAGUACUACAAAUCCAACCCAGGCCAUUAUCUGGGACAUCUGAUUGGUCACGAAGGGCCUGGAAGUUUGUUAUCUGAGCUGAAAUCUAAAGGCUGGGUGAACACACUCGUUGGAGGGCAAAAAGAAGGAGCCAGAGGAUUCAUGUUCUUUAUCAUCAAUGUGGACUUGACUGAGGAGGGCCUCUUGCACGUUGAGGACAUCAUCUUCCACAUGUUCCAGUACAUUCAGAAGCUGCGUACUGAAGGGCCUCAGGAGUGGGUGUUUGACGAGUGCAAGGAUUUAAACAAAGUCGCCUUCAGGUUCAAGGACAAGGAACGACCCCGUGGCUACACUUCCAAAGUGGCAGGCUUACUACAUUACUACCCUCUCGAGGAAGUUCUAGCAGCAGAGUACCUUUUGGAGGACUUCAGGCCAGAUCUGAUCGAGAUGGUGCUGGAUAAGCUGCGCCCAGAACACGUCAGAGUUGCAGUGGUGUCAAAGUCAUUCGAAGGACAGACCGACAAGACGGAAGAAUGGUAUGGCACACAGUACAAACAAGAGGCCAUCUCAGAAGAGACCAUCAAGAAAUGGGCAAAUGCAAACCUCAACGGCAAAUUCAAAUUACCCAUGAAAAACGAGUUCAUCCCUACAAACUUCGAGAUCUACCCUCUUGAAAAAGACUCUCCUUCAGUCCCCACUUUAAUCAAGGACACAGCUAUGAGCAAGGUGUGGUUCAAGCAGGACGACAAGUUCUUCCUGCCGAAGGCUUGCCUGAACUUUGAGUUCUUCAGCCCGUUUGCGUAUGUGGACCCAUUGCAUUGUAACAUGGCAUAUUUAUACCUGGAGCUCCUCAAGGACUCCCUCAACGAGUAUGCAUAUGCAGCCGAGCUAGCUGGCUUGAACUAUGACCUCCAAAAUACCGUCUAUGGGAUGUAUCUGUCUGUUAAAGGCUACAAUGACAAACAGCACAUCCUGCUGAAGAAGAUCAUUGAAAAGAUGGCCACCUUUGAGAUAGAUGAGAAGCGCUUUGACAUCAUCAAGGAAGCAUACAUGAGGUCUUUAAAUAACUUCAGAGCAGAGCAGCCUCACCAGCACGCCAUGUACUACCUCCGUCUUCUGAUGACAGAGGUUGCUUGGACCAAAGAUGAGCUCAGAGAGGCUCUAGAUGAUGUAACUCUCCCACGCCUCAAGGCCUUCAUACCACAGCUAUUGUCACGGUUGCAUAUUGAAGCUCUUCUCCAUGGCAACAUCACCAAGGAGUCUGCUCUUGGCAUGAUGCAAAUGGUCGAGGACACGCUCAUUGAGCACGCUCACACAAAGCCCCUCCUCCCGAGCCAACUGAUUCGCUACAGAGAGGUGCAGGUUCCAGACGGUGGCUGGUAUGUUUACCAGCAGAGGAAUGAGGUGCACAACAAUUGUGGCAUUGAGAUCUACUACCAGACAGACAUGCAGACUACCCAUGACAACAUGCUGCUGGAGCUGUUCUGUCAGAUCAUCUCUGAGCCCUGCUUCAACACGCUGAGAACCAAAGAACAGCUGGGCUACAUUGUGUUCAGCGGACCCCGGCGGGCUAACGGAGUGCAAGGCCUGCGCUUCAUCAUCCAGUCGGAGAAGGCGCCGCACUACCUGGAGAGCCGAGUGGAGGCCUUCCUCUGCACCAUGGAGAAAGCUGUGGAGGAGAUGAACGAGGAAGCCUUCCAGAAACACAUCCAGGCCCUGGCCAUCCGCCGCCUGGACAAGCCUAAGAAGCUGUCUGCUGAGUGUGCCAAGUACUGGGGAGAGAUCAUCUCUCAGCAGUAUAAUUUUGACAGAGAUAACAUUGAAGUAGCAUAUCUGAAGACUUUGACAAAGGAAAACAUAAUGAACUUCUACAAGGAACGGCUGACAGUCGAGGCCCCAAAGAGGCACAAGGUGUCCGUGCACGUCCUCUCCAGAGAGAUGGAUUCCUGUCCAAUAGUGGGAGAGUUUCCUGCUCAGAAUGAUGUCAACCUGACCCCUGCUCCUUCCCUGCCACAGCCCACGUUGGUUCAGGACAUGACGGAGUUCAAGAGGAGCCUGCCUCUGUUCCCUCUGGUCAAGCCUCACAUCAACUUCAUGGCCGCCAAACUGUGAGGGAGGCUGGCAGGUCGACACACGGCGGCACGAGGGGGCGGAGGCCGGGGAGGGCGACUGCAGGGACCCCCCCCACCCGCUCUGUUCCCCCACCCUCCCAUCUUCCUCCUCCUCCUCACCCUCCUCUUCCUCCCUCCCCGUCAAGAAGACUUUCAUCGGACUGAGCCUGCACGAGUGUGCGUGUGUGUGUGUGUGUGUGUUGGAGCGGGUGAAUGUGCAGCAGGCCAGAGCCACUAGAAGAGAUGCUCGAAAUUAACAGACAAUUCGAAUCACAAAAGUUAGCAGAGACCGUUAGCCGUGGUAACGAUAGAGAUCACACCACCUCAUGUUAAGGUCUCUAAAAGGAGAUGCAACACUCACAUGCGUCCCAACCCUGUGUAGGCUGUUGUAGAAGAGCUAGAAAUGACGUAAACUAAGACGAGGGCCGUCCCUCUUUAACAAACGUACUGCAAGGCUUCCCAACCGGAGGCGUUUUCUUUGAGUUAUUCAGACAUGCUGCUUUGAGAAUGGAUAGCAGGUUGAUUGUGAUGAACCGGGGGGGCUGUGGUGGUGGAAGACAGUAGCUCUAUGAAGGUCUUCUCUUUUAUUUGUCGGACUGUAUCUCUCAGAGACACCGUUAUCACAAUAGAUGCACUUGCUCAAAAACGGAAUAUUUUAUGCAUUUCUGAAGCCUUAUAAUUGUGGUUUUAAUUUUAAUCCCUGCAUGUUUUUGAAAUGUUUUUGCCUGUAAACUGGUAAAAUGUUGGGACCCUUGAGGAGCUCUUUUUAAAUCACUAAGCACAGAACCACGUCCGUGAAGAUUUUAAUUUUUUUUUGUUUUAUUGCGUUUUAGAGUAGUGUGUAAUUGAGACAUCUCAGGGGUACCUCCAUGCUGUUUUAUUUUAACAUUCAGUUUUAUUAGUAAUUACAAUAAAAACACUUUUGUGGGUUUGUCAUUUCAAAUCUGAUCGAAUCCUUAAAACUCAGAAGAGUUAACGGCUGUAGAGACAAACAGGACUUAGUUUUUCUGCCCUGGAAGCUCUGGGGUCACAUUCUGAGACUUCCUGCAGCUUGUGCCUUUCCGGGGCAUUAAGUUUGUAUGAUUCAGGGCAAAAUUCUGGGGAGGGGGAUUUAGACACCCCACCCGCACCCCCUCAAAGAGUUGGAUGUGCACUGGCUCUUACUGCAUAGAUGUCAAAGCAUUUGAAAAACAUUUCACGUUGAUGUCUAAAAAGGGGGUUCAUUUUUCUGAAUAUAUGCACUUCUCUCACUAAGCAAUAAACGAAACGUCGUAGACAGGAAAGAGUGUGAGGAGUGACGCGUGGCUCCGUUCCCUCUGAGCGGUUGCCGGGGCGUUGGUGGCGAUGUCAGCGUCAUGCAAGCGUGACCUGCUCUCUCAGGUGCUAACCAGCUUCGCAGUGUAAAACCGCUGCUGGUGGAGCUGCCAACCGCUCUGUUCAAACAGCCAAAAAUCACUGGUUUUAGGUUCACCGCUCAUUGCUCCUCGCUCAUACGAAGCUGUUUCAAAGGAUUUCAGAAGGUUACACAGUUGAGUUCCUGUGUGAUCGUGCUGCGUCUGAAGCUUCUUCAAUGAUUUCCAGCAUUUUACUACGUCUCAGCCAGACCAAAACCAUUUCAAAUAUGACUUUUCGAUUUCAAGCGAAGCCGCUCUUCAUGAACUGCUACUGUGUUAAACGGCAUUAUUUCCUUGUGGUGAAAACCCAAAGACAACCAGCAGCAGCAGCAGCAGCAGCAGCAGCAUGCCUUAGGUAGUCCUCCACUCCCACAGGCAGUAGCUCUACAGUGUUUGAGGGCAGUUUUCACAGCAUUCUAGAAACAUUACAUAUCAGGCUUGGGCGGGCCAUGCACUGUUUACCUUGUGAAGUAUCUUAGUGAGUGGUUUACAUUUAGGAUGUAUUUAGCAACACAAAAAAAAACAACUGUGAUUGGCUGGUUGGGUUCAUGGGCCGGUGAAGAGUGCUGUUAUUUUGAGUUUGGUCUCUUUUUUUUUUUUGUGUCUCCUGUGUGUUUCUAAUUAAUAAACAACUGAAUUAGAA
Acanthochromis polyacanthus (spiny chromis) is the source of this 5124-nucleotide messenger RNA. RefSeq names its product insulin-degrading enzyme (gene ide). Gene Ontology annotation, cellular component: peroxisomal matrix; cytosol; mitochondrion. The record is from RefSeq and is a predicted model, not a curated record. Gene Ontology annotation, biological process: peptide catabolic process. The coding region runs from base 44 to 3088 and encodes 1014 amino acids. NCBI's taxonomy places the organism in Eukaryota, Metazoa, Chordata, Actinopteri, Pomacentridae. The transcript has 25 exons. Gene Ontology annotation, molecular function: metal ion binding; metalloendopeptidase activity.